UUGCAUUAUCAUUCUUUUUUCUUCCUAAUCCUAGCCACAUUAUUUCAAUAUCUAUGGCCAUGGGAAUGAAGAAGGCUAGCCUUGGGAGGCAAAAGAUCAAGAUAGCCAAAAUAGAGAUAAAAAGCCACCUCCAAGUGACGUUCUCGAAGCGGAGGUCCGGUCUAUUCAAGAAAGCGAGCGAGCUCUGCAUCCUAUGCGGGGCGGAGAUUGCCAUCAUUGUCUUCUCCCCCGCGGGAAAAGUUUUUUCCUUUGGGCACCCGCAUGUGGAAUCGAUCAUCGAUCGGUUCCUCUCAAAAAAGAAUAAUAAUAAUAAUAAUAGUAUUAGUAUCAGUAACAAUAACUGGCAUCAUCAUCAGCCAGACGCUACGGUGAUCAAUUUGUUGGGGGCGCACCGUAGUGGCAGCGUCCAAGAGAUGAACAUGACUCUGACUCAGAUGAUCACAGAGUUGGAGGUGGAGAAGAAGAAAGGAGAGAUGCUCGACAAGAUGAGAAGCGAGAGCCGGAGCCAGUGCUGGUGGGAAGCCCCGAUAAGCGUGCUUGACUUGGAGGAACUGGAGCAACUGAGGAACGCCAUGGACGAGCUCAGGAAUGUUGUGGCCGCUCAGAUAGCCGACAUUGUCGACAGUACUUCUAAGCUGUUGGCUAUGAGCAACACAAUGGUUUUGGAUGAAUUUGGAACUCUUGAGACGAAACCACAGGGGAAAAUGACUAGACUGGGUAUAACAACUGAACGCAGCUUCCCAAACCCUAGCCUCCUCCGAUUCCCCAUCUCGUCUCUGUUCUCCGAUUCCCAUUCUCCAUUCUCGGCCAACAUGGGUAGCAAGCAAGCUGUUUCCCUACUGACAAACCUUGCCCGCGCCGCGUUUGGCGUCGGAGUGGGUGCGACGGUGAUCAGCUCUUCGAUGUACACCGUCGAUGGCGGCCAGCGCGCCGUGAUUUUCGAUCGGGUCCGUGGAGUGAUCGACCAGACCACCGGCGAGGGGACUCAUUUUCUGGUCCCCUGGCUUCAGAAGCCGAUCAUCUUUGAUAUACGCACCAGGCCUCACACCUUCUCCUCUGUCUCGGGAACCAAGGAUUUGCAGAUGGUGAACCUCACUCUCCGGGUGCUCUCCCGCCCUGAGGUCUCUCGCCUCCCCCACAUUUUUAAGAAUCUAGGCCUGGAGUAUGACGACAAGGUUCUCCCAUCCAUUGGAAAUGAGAUUCUGAAAGCUGUUGUCGCCCAGUUCAAUGCCGACCAGCUCCUCACUGAGCGUCCCCAGGUUUCUGCCCUGGUUCGGGAAAGCUUGACUCACAGGGCCAAGGACUUCAACAUUCGAUUGGAUGAUGUUGCCAUAACCCACUUGUCUUAUGGCCCUGAGUUCUCUAAGGCUGUAGAGCAGAAACAGGUGGCACAACAGGAAGCCGAGCGGUCCAAAUUUGUUGUUAUGAAGGCUGAACAGGAGCGCAGGGCUGCUAUUGUCCGGGCUGAGGGUGAGAGUGAGUCUGCAAAGCUGAUUUCAGAUGCUACUGCAGCCGCUGGCACGGGGUUAAUUGAGCUCAGAAGGAUUGAAGCCUCAAAGGAGAUUGCUAACACCUUGGCCAAGAGUCCUAACAUUCAGUACCUGCCUAAAAACAACAAUUUGCUCCUUGGGCUCGGCCGUUGAGUGGACGGGGAUGCUUUACUGCUCACAUUAAGACGGAUAUGGAUGCAAGCUCGUUUCUAUUGCAGCUAGUUUUCAGUUAGUAUGAGAGAACACUCUAUAGACCUUAAUCUGAACAUCUCCUUUGUCUUUCUUUCUGUUCUUCAUUUUGUUGCCAUGUUUGGACCAGUGAAUGUUUUCUCUUAUUUGCCAAGAAAGAGAGCAUGUAGGUGGUGGGUGCUUUAAACAGUUCUUACAAUGACUAUUAAGAACGUGCUCACUUGAUUCGCCAACCCGUUUUUGUUUUCGAUUUGAGAGCAUAUUGUACUGCUUUAUCAUCAUCUUACCAAAAUAAUCAGAUGAGAGAAUU
Cuscuta campestris is the source of this 1989-nucleotide messenger RNA. NCBI's taxonomy places the organism in Eukaryota, Viridiplantae, Streptophyta, Magnoliopsida, Solanales, Convolvulaceae. The record is from the annotation of a GenBank genome assembly.